CCUUGUUUUAAACGAGCUUUGCUGCAUUAGGGGAAAAGAGGAAGAUGCUAUGAACGAGAGAUUCUUUUAGCAACAAUAUUUCAUAUGACGUUUUUAUGUAUUAUUUUAUUUUUUUAAAUAAAACCUCUGCUAAUCUCUGAAUUGUUUCUUCGUAGAGCGGAAAUCCGGUGAAGAUGAGUGCCGAGGCGGCGGACAGGGAGGCAGUGAGUGGCAGUCGGCCCACCACUCCACCACAGACCACCUGGUUCGAGUUUCUGCUUGAUCCGUCCUUACUUGAGCAGCACUUACAAAAAAACAACCCAGACCCUCUUCCAGUGCAGCUGGUUAUCCUGUUCUUGGAGCAAGCUUCUAAGCCUUCUGUGAAUGAGCAGAACCAGGUCCAACCCCCUGCAGACAACCGGCGCAACCGCACUCUCAAACUGCUUGCUCUCAAAGUGGCAGCACAUCUUCGGUGGGACCUGGAUGUGCUCGAGAAAGGCUUGACCAUUCCUGUGCUGAACAUGUUACUGAAUGAGCUGCUGUGUGUGAGUAAAGUCCCUCCUGGAGUCAAACACGUAGACUUGGAUCUGUCUACGUUACCUCCCACUACUGCUAUGGCAGUUCUAAUAUACAACCGCUGGGCCAUGCGUACUAUUGUGCUGAGCAGCUUUCCUGAGAAGCAGGCAAAACCUGGACCACAUCAGCUGAACAUGUUGAAUCUGGUCCAGCAAGAGAAGGAACUGACUGAGAACAUACUGAGUGUGCUGAAGGAGCAGGCCACAGACUCCAUAACAGUGCUGGAGGGAGCUCUGAACAUUAAGAAAGAUUUUUACGUUCACACUGUGCGGACACUGGACCUGUUAGCAGCUGAUGCCAGUACAGCCAACGGAGAGACGGAGUCUUCCACAGCCGGCCUUAGGAUUAGUGCUGAUGAGCUCCACUGUCAGGUGCAUUAUGACUUGGGAGCAAUUUAUUUCCAGCAAGGCUGUUCUGACCCUUCAGCCUAUGUGAAGGCUCAAGAGCACUUCCGCAGAACGAGGGAACUGUUGACAAAGCUGAGCUCAGAUCCGCUACACUGUCAUCUAGAUGAGAAGCGGCUGGCUGGCUACUGGAUGGCAUGUAGAACGCUGACCGGCUCUUCGGACUCCAGCGACAGCCAGCUCACCCCCUACUGCCUCAUCAACAACUUAAUCAAGACUCACAACUACCAGGCAUUGAUUGAAGCCUUCAUCAAAGACAACGUUAUGCACAGCUUGCCGAACAGUUUCAGACACUCGGUUCAGCUGGAGCUGCUGCACAAGGUUCAGCAAGGGGAUACGACUCUGGAGGAGGUGUGCUAUAAGCUGUGUGUGUGUAAUGCUGUAAGGGACGCUCUGGAAGGUCAGGUGCUCAGUGUCCGCUUCCACCAGCUGCUGCUCAAACCCAGCAAACGCACCAUCAGCUUCCUGCUGGAGGUAUGUACAAGGUCAUUAGAUAAGGAGCAUACCUCAGAGACGUCCAAAAGGAAAAUGGCUCUCUUUCUUAAGAAUCUUUGUGAGAGGCUAGAGGAUGUUCCUCUGGCCUACAUGGUUUCAUCCCAUAAGCUCUUCAUGGAGCUGCUUUCAGAUGAGGAAAACAAAACUCUGCUGGAUCAGAUGAGGAGAAGAUCAGCUACAGUCAACCUCAGCGCCAAGCCGCUGCCCUCUUUCUACGACAUCCCAGCCUCUGCUAGUGUGAAUAUCGGUCAGCUGGAGCAGCAGCUCAUUCUCUCCCUGGAUGCGCGUCAGAUCAGACAGAUCCUCAUCGAGCUUCAUGGCAUGGCUGAACGCUCCUUCUGGAGAGUAAAUAGCAAGUGGGAAGUUCCUACAGACUACAUAAACGUCAUCCUCGCCAUUAAGGAUAACCUCACGAGGGACCUCUUGUACAUUCUCAUGGCAAAAGGUCUUCACUGUGUCAGUAUAAAGGACUUUGUUCAUGCGCGACAGCUUUUCUCGGCUUGCCUGGAGCUGGUGACUGAAUUCUCGCCAAAGCUGCGGCAGGUCAUGUUGAACGAGAUGUUGCUGCUGGAGGUGCGAGCACAUGAGGCCGAGGGUGGGAUGGAAAGACCCCCUCCAGACCUGGUGAGCAGGGUCCGAGGCUACCUCGAGAUGAGGAUCCACGAUAUUCCACUCAGGCAGGUCAUUGGGGAGGAGUGCGUGGCCUUCAUGUUAAACUGGAGAGAGAACGAAUAUCUCACAUUACAGGUGCCUCAGUCGUUAGUGAACAACAACCCGUAUAUUAAGCUGGGGCAGCUCCUGGCGUCCACCUGUAAGGAGCUCCCAGGUCCUAAAGAGAGUCGGCGCACGGCUAAAGAGCUGUGGGAGGUGGUGGUGCAGAUCUGCAGUGUGUCCAGCCAGCACAAGCGGACCAGUGACGGCCGAGUCAGCCUCAUCAAACAGAGAGAUUCCUCACUCGGCAUCCUGCCCAGGAGUAAAUUCAUCACAUUUGUCAAAAAACUGCGGGAGCCUUUGGUGCUGACCACACUCAUCUCUUUAUUUGUGAGACUGCAUAGUAUCGUAAGGGAUGACAUUGUGAAUGAGGUGACGGCAGAACAUCUGUCCAUAUGGCCUUCCUCCCUGGCAAAUAUACAGUCUGUUGAUGUGGAGGCUGUAGCAGUAACAGUGAAGGAGCUCGUAAACUACGCUCUCACCCUCAACCCCAACAACCAGUCCUGGCUCAUCACCCAAGCCGACAUAUACUUUGUGACGAACCAGUACUCUGCUGCCGUGCACUACUACCUACAGGCAGGUACUGUGUGCUCAGAUUUCUUCACCAAACCUGUCCCUCCUGACGUCUACACUGACCAGGUUCUGAAGAGAAUGAUCAAGUGCUGCUCUUUGUUAAACUGCCAUACUCAGGUCGCUGUUCUCUGCCAGUUUCUGAGGGAAGUCGACUACAUGACUGCAUUUAAAGCUCUCCAGGAGCAGAACAGCCAUGAUUCCAUGGAUUCGUUUUACGAUUACAUCUGGGACGUGACCAUUCUGGAGUAUUUGACCUAUAUUCAUCACAAACGUGGUGAGAUUGAAAAAAGACAAGUUGCUAUCAAGGCUAUUGGCCAGACGGAGCUCAACGCCAGUAACCCAGAGGAAGUUUUGCAGCUCGCUGCUCAGAAGAGAAAGAAGAAAUUCCUUCAGGCCAUGGCAAAACUUUACUUUUAAAAUAAAUUCACAGCAAAACAAAUG
Pangasianodon hypophthalmus (striped catfish) is the source of this 3179-nucleotide messenger RNA. It is a transcript of the gene ints8, whose product is annotated as integrator complex subunit 8. NCBI's taxonomy places the organism in Eukaryota, Metazoa, Chordata, Actinopteri, Siluriformes, Pangasiidae. The transcript has 28 exons. The coding region runs from base 174 to 3155 and encodes 993 amino acids. The record is from RefSeq and is a predicted model, not a curated record. Gene Ontology annotation, cellular component: integrator complex. Gene Ontology annotation, biological process: snRNA 3'-end processing.